Molecule: messenger RNA, 852 nt
Organism: Rubroshorea leprosula
Lineage: Eukaryota; Viridiplantae; Streptophyta; Magnoliopsida; Malvales; Dipterocarpaceae
Source: the annotation of a GenBank genome assembly
ACUUACCGCCACCAUCUUCACCUCCUCUUCUUGACAGACUUGCUGUCAUCCCUGGGGAGUCGUAGUCGGUUGUUACGGCCUCUCCUAAUCAGCCUUUUUCUAUCGCAACUCAAAACCAAUCUGUAGCUCACCCUAAACCGCCUAAAUCAUUCCGUGAUACCUUUAUUGAUGGCUCGGCUCUCAACACUCCACCCCUAGUAACAUAUGAGGAAUUAGAAGCAGCAAACCUUGCCCAAGAUUCUCCAAUGAUUGAGGAUCUAUCAGAUCCAACCAGGGCGAAAGUUCCAAAGGUCAAAAUUCCUAAGGCUAUAUGGCAAUGCCUAUGCACGCCGUGGAAGAAUGCUAUCAUCAUUAAACUCUUGGGUGGGCCUUACAAAUUCUUUGAUCAUUAUCUUGCUGUUCAGCCAUGGGAUCCUAGUUUUCAUCUUGCUAGGGCAAAAGCUCCAAAAACAACGGUUUGGGUGAAGUUACAUGGAGUGCCAUCAAUGUGUUUCCAUGAAGCCAUAGUCUUGUACCUUGGCAGCAAAUUGGGAAAGCCAAUAAAGGUAGACAGCAUAACUCUCUUGGGUACUAGAGAAAAGUUUGCUUGUGUUUGUGUCGAAGUUGACCUUAGCCAACAACUGCCCUCCUCAGUGGCCUUAGACCUAGAAGAGCUACCAUAGUCCUUAAUUCUGGUAGAAUAUGAGGGCCUCUGUAAGAUCUGCUUCCAUUGUGGCGAAUUUGGACAUACAGAAGACAUUUAUCAUUUUAAGAAUUCGGGUAAACGUGCUCUUACGAACAAUUCCAAUGCUCAAGCCAUGAUAGAACUCACGCAAGCUUUGCAGCCAGAUCCAGUAAAGAAUCACAUGAUUU